GAAAGUUAUGAUAAAUGAACAAAUUGAGAUUUAGGGUUUUACUCCAUUGUGUGAGAAGCGGCAAAGCCAUACAACACUUAAACGACCCCUACGCUGCAGUGUGCAGAGUGAGUGAGGAAGAAAGAAAGCAAAGCAAAUGGAUUCAUUCUCAAGUCCUUCGCCUGGAUCGUCGCAGCAAAUGUCGGCGCAAGACCUCAAGAAACAGCUCCAGAGCCAGCUCGCCUUGGAAUAUGCUCAGCAAUUUCUCGAGACAGUGAGAGGAAAGUGUUUUGAGAAGUGCAUCACAAAACCAGGCUCAAGUCUCAGCGGGAGCGAAAGCAGUUGCAUCUCUAGGUGUGUCGACCGAUACAUCGAGGCCACUGGCAUAAUUAGCAAGGCGUUAUUUGGAGGGUCACAACAUUGACGCCACAACCAUUAGUAGAGGUCACCAUGAAAUUUGCAUCUACAUUGUUGAAUCUUUAAGUUGCUCAACUUGAACUAGUUAGUGGCGUUGGAGAAUAUUUGCUUGGUGUUUUUCUCCUUGAUACCAAGACGAUUAUGUGCUUAUUUUUUUGGUUAUCCAAAUAGCUGAGAUUAACGGUUAUUUUCAACAGUUUCAUACUUGUUUUUUUCUUAUAUCAUUUAACUUUACAAGUCUUUUAAUAAGAAGAUACAUCAUUGAAAUGAA
This is a messenger RNA of Arachis ipaensis, 667 nucleotides long. It is a transcript of the gene TIM13, whose product is annotated as translocase of the inner mitochondrial membrane 13. NCBI's taxonomy places the organism in Eukaryota, Viridiplantae, Streptophyta, Magnoliopsida, Fabales, Fabaceae. The record is from RefSeq and is a predicted model, not a curated record.